AGCUCUCCAGAAAUAUCGUGACGCUACUGGUUGCUUCACGAUAUUUCUGACUCCACGCCGAGGGCUAUAUAAGUCGGUCGAGUACGCUAUAUUCAACCUCUUUCCCUCUUCAUAGACAAUUAACAGGAUAAUCUUCGACACACUCAUUCAGCCAGCCAUCACGGUUGUUUCGGCACACUCAUCCACACAUCGAGUUCCUGCUGCUUUGAUAUCCACACUCCAACAUGACUUCGUUCGACGCUUACACAGACAAGGCAGCCAAAGCUCUCGCCGACAGCUUUGAGCUCGCCAAAGGCUAUGCACAUGCACAACUCACGCCGAUACAUCUCGCCGUCUCCCUCAUCGAUCCGCCGCCGGACGAGACGAACAAGGUCGACAAGCCCCUGACACCCUUCUUCCGCCAAGUCAUCGACCGCGCGAAUGGCGACCCGCAGCUGGCAGAGCGAAGCCUCAAGAAAGCUCUGGUACGGUUACCAAGCCAGGACCCGCCGCCGGAGCGAACCUCACCCUCGCCAGCUAUGGCCAAAGUCCUACGGUCCGCCGAGGAGCUCGCCCGAACACAGAAGGACAGCUAUAUCGCGAUAGAGCAUCUCAUUCAGUGCCUGGCGCAGGAUGCCGCCGUCCAGCGGUGUCUAGCCGAGGCCAACAUCCCCAGCUCCAAGCAGAUCGAUCAGGCUGUUCAGGCCAUUCGCGGCACCCGCCGAGUCGACUCAAAGACAGCAGAUGCGGAGUCAGAGAAUGAGAACUUGAAGAAGUUCACCAUCGAUAUGACGGCCAUGGCGCGGGAAGGCAAGAUCGACCCAGUCAUUGGCCGUGAGGAGGAGAUCCGACGAGUCAUCCGCAUCCUGUCACGGCGAACCAAGAACAACCCCGUCCUCAUCGGUGAGCCCGGUGUUGGUAAGACCACAGUUGUCGAGGGUCUUGCCCGCCGAAUCGUCGACGCCGAUGUCCCCGCCAACCUCGCAGCUUGCAAGCUGCUCUCUCUCGACGUGGGGGCUUUGGUCGCCGGCAGCAAAUACCGAGGAGAGUUCGAAGAGCGCAUGAAGGGUGUCCUGAAGGAGAUUGAGGAGUCCAGGGAGAUGAUAGUAUUGUUCGUGGACGAAAUCCAUCUACUUAUGGGAGCUGGUUCUUCCGGAGAGGGCGGCAUGGACGCUGCCAACCUUCUGAAGCCCAUGCUGGCCCGUGGACAGCUUCACUGUAUCGGCGCUACGACCCUCGGCGAAUACAGGAAGUACAUCGAGAAGGACCAGGCUUUCGAGCGACGUUUCCAGCAGAUUCUGGUGAAGGAGCCGACGAUUCCCGAGACCAUCUCAAUUCUCCGUGGACUGAAGGAGCGGUACGAGACGCAUCACGGUGUCACCAUUUUGGAUGGUGCCAUCGUGUCUGCUGCGACUCUGGCCGCUCGAUAUCUUACCCAGCGACGUCUCCCCGAUUCGGCGGUCGACCUUAUCGAUGAGGCUGCCGCCGCGGUCCGCGUUACUCGGGAGUCACAACCAGAAGCCCUCGACAACAUGGAGCGUCGUCUGCGCCAAUUGCAGAUUGAGAUCCACGCUCUGGAGCGUGAGAAGGAUGACGCUUCGCGAACUCGUCUGAAGGAGGCUAAGGCGGAAGCUGCUAAUAUCGAAGAAGAGCUGAAGCCUCUGAAGGAGAUGUAUGAGCGCGAGAAGGGCAGAAGCAAAGAGAUUCAAGAGGCGAAGAUGAAGCUUGAGAACCUCAAUAACAAACUCGCCGAGGCGGAGCGUGUCCGCGACCUCCAAACCGCCUCCGACCUUGCAUACUACGCUAUCCCGGACCUCAAGCAACGCAUCGCCGAGCUCGAGCAGGAGAAGAAGAAGGCAGAUGUCGAGAUGUGGGCUCACCAGGCGGGUGGCGGCGAGGUCCUCCUCAGUGAUGCCGUCGGACCGGAUCAGAUCAACGAAAUUGUAGCUCGUUGGACCGGCAUUCCAGUCACCCGGCUGAAGACCACCGAGAAAGACAAGUUGCUCCACAUGGAGCGUCACCUCGCCAAGAUUGUGGUUGGUCAGAGAGAAGCAGUCAAUGCUGUAUCCAAUGCUAUUCGGCUCCAGCGGUCCGGUCUUGCGAAUCCCAACCAACCACCAAGCUUCCUCUUCUGCGGUCCUUCUGGUACCGGUAAGACACUGCUUACCAAGGCUCUUGCCGAGUUCCUCUUCGACGAUCCGAAGGCCAUGAUCCGCUUCGAUAUGUCGGAAUACCAGGAGCGUCACUCGCUCAGCAGGAUGAUUGGCGCCCCGCCAGGGUAUGUCGGUCACGAUGCUGGAGGCCAGCUCACCGAAGCUCUUCGCCGCCGCCCAUUCUCCAUCCUCCUCUUCGACGAGGUAGAGAAAGCCGCGAAGGAAGUCCUCACCGUUCUCCUGCAGCUCAUGGACGACGGCCGCAUCACCGACGGCCAAGGCAGGAUUGUCGAUGCAAAGAACUCCAUCGUCGUCAUGACCUCCAACAUCGGCGCUGAAUACCUCUCGCGGGCCAAUGCGCCGGACGGCAAGAUUGACCCCACUACGAAGGAAAUGGUCAUGGGCGCUAUCCGCAACUAUUUCCUCCCCGAGUUCCUCAACCGUAUCUCCUCCAUCGUCAUCUUCAAUCGCCUCUCGAAGAAGGAGAUCCGGAAGAUUGUCGAUAUACGCAUGAUCGAAAUCCAGAAACGUCUUAAUGCCAACGGCCGCAAUGUGAGCAUCGACAUGUCGCCCGAGGUCCGCGAUUAUCUUGGGUCCGCGGGUUACUCGCCUGCGUACGGUGCUCGCCCUCUGGCUCGUCUCAUCGAAAAGGAGGUCCUGAACCGCAUGGCUGUCAUGAUCCUCCGUGGCAGCAUCAAAGACGGUGAAGUCGCAAGGGUCGUCUUGGAAGAUGGUCAUAUCCAGGUCCUGCCCAACCACACCGACAGCGAGGAAGACUCAGAGAUGUACGAUGAGUCCGAUGCGGUUGCCGAGAUGGAUGACGAGGUCGAUGGAGGGAUGGAUCUCUACGAGUAAAACAUCCUAUCACGAGUAGAUGAGGAGAGGUAGAAUGCUCACGUAGACACAGGAUUAGGUGAUCCGGGGUCUAGAGCGAGAAGACCUUUCGAUUCUCAGCACAGUAACAGGGGUAUUAUGCUACAUCUUUCGGGAAGUUCAGCAUGCAAAAGACAUGCGAUC
Messenger RNA from Trematosphaeria pertusa, 3149 nucleotides. RefSeq names its product heat shock protein. Bases 225 to 2987 code for a protein of 920 amino acids. Gene Ontology annotation, biological process: cellular response to heat. The transcript has a single exon. Gene Ontology annotation, molecular function: ATP hydrolysis activity; ATP binding. NCBI's taxonomy places the organism in Eukaryota, Fungi, Ascomycota, Dothideomycetes, Pleosporales, Trematosphaeriaceae. The record is from RefSeq and is a predicted model, not a curated record. Gene Ontology annotation, cellular component: cytoplasm; cytosol.